Messenger RNA from Dreissena polymorpha, 2873 nucleotides. RefSeq lists its product as uncharacterized. The transcript is spliced from 3 exons. Bases 164 to 2281 code for a protein of 705 amino acids. The record is from RefSeq and is a predicted model, not a curated record. Lineage: Eukaryota; Metazoa; Mollusca; Bivalvia; Myida; Dreissenidae.
CUAUACAUAAAUGGUGACGUCACUACGUUAUCAGUAAGACCGGUGUGACACAAUGAACAAAGCGGAUAGAACAUGUGGACACUAUUCAUGUAAGAAGAUCGUGCAUUGAGUUGACCUCAUUAAAGCUGUUGAGCAACAGGGAGGUCACACACUCGAAAUAAACAUGGAGAUUCCAGAGCACUUCACAGCAUUGUCUAUCCGGAUGUCGGAAGCACUUGAUGACAGUGGAGCCGGAAAGCAUACCAUUAUGGAGCGGAGACGUACUUUUAUGUGGAGGGAAAGCAUGGAGAUGAUACUAUACCAAGCAAAUGGAAUAAACAAUGAGUGUUUUCAUUUCGGGAGCCAGUCCGAAGGGACCACCACGCCCGGUCUCAAUUCUGAUAUUGAUUUCCUUAUCAGUUGCAACAAAGUGAAUACCAUGGCAGUCUGGGGAGACUGGGAGGCUGGGAUGUGGAACCUUCUGAUGCUUCAGGAGGAGGACAUCAAUCCACCUCAACAGUAUUUGCUACAAUAUUUUAGAAAAUACACACCGGAACCGGAGACUCUCUUGUUGCACGACCAGUAUGUAAUGAAAGAUACUGUGCAAGUUCUGUUGAGCUCUGAACGAUGGAAACAGGACAUCGAGUUUCAUCAUAAAGAUCAUGGAGAGGUACAUGUAACCAAGUGUGGCCCUUCUGUGAGCUGUAUACCUAACUGGGAUGUGGUAUUCGCAAUUCCUGUAUGCAAACCUCUUCCUGAAAUACAACACUGGAUAGACAGAUGUAGAGGUAGACACUGGCCGCCUGUCCAGCUACUGGAGGCUGCACAGGUAGCUCCUUGUUUCCUGGUACCUGCCGGUCAUCCGGACAGUGAUUACAAGCGCGAAGAAUGGCGAGUGUCUCCAAACCUUAUAGAACGAAUGUUGAUGUUUAGCUUUAAUAUGACACAAAUAAGAUGUUAUAUUGUUUUAAAAUUAAUUAAAAAAUCGUUAUUUGCUAAAAUUGUGGGAGAUUCUCUAACAAGCUUUCAUUGUAAAACUAUAAUGUUUUACUGCAUAGAACGGACACAACCGUCUCUGUGGUUCGAACAUAAUCUUAUGUUUCUACUUCGCUUUUGUUUACACGUAUUAAAAAAAUGCCUGCAAAUGGGAAGGCUCCCUCAUUAUAUCAUAGAAGGGGUGAACUUGUUCGAUGGUAAGCUCUCUAAGGUGAAGCAGAGACGCCUUUUAGUGUAUAUAGACUCCAUGAUUAGAAGCAACUUACAAGAUGUAUUUUAUAUAGGUAUAGAUACUUUAGGGUGUCGGUUGCAAGCGUGUGGUAUAUUGCGGAUUGGACAAGAUGUAGAACUUGGACGUGCAUGCUUACGAAACAGUAUCAGCUUAUUGUUGAAAUUCGAGUGCUUGAAUUCGUUUCUCGGAGUUAUAACAGAUCAAAUGAAAAGGUUUAAUACAAACUUUGACAAAACUAUACAAAACAAAUUACGCAAUGUUUUUGAAUACUCUACGAAUGUCAGAUUGAAAUCCGUUGUUUUAGAAUUUGUUAAAAACCUUUUCUCAUUACAAAAUUCUAUGCAAUCAUCCUACAUUUUGCGACUUAGAAACUCUGUUUACAACGAACUUAUAAGACGUUUCCAAUAUUCCUUACAAACUGAUGUGGCUUCUAAGCGCUUAAAGUUGGCGUCUCUAUUGUACGCAAGUGGGCACCUUCACUCGGCAGUAAGAGUGUUGGAGGACGUGGAGAAGAGGUAUCACAGGAAGGUGAAGUCUGUAUGUUCCUGUAGACAUAUUAAAGGAGAUUGUGAUCUCCAAGUUUUUGCUAGCAUGAAAUUAGAAAAGUGUGACAACGUAUUUAAUGAACCGCCGUUCGCGUUCUGUGUCAUGUUUGUAAGACAAGAAAUGUACUGCGCUCCAUACAUAUUGUGGUUUGAAAUGAAUCGCAACAUAGCAGAAGAGGAAGUUGCACAGAGAAAUCCUUUAGAGAAACAAUGGAUGGACAGGGCUGAGGUUGAUGCGCGUCCGUUCUUAUACUAUCUACAGUACCUCACGUAUGGAGGACUUGGUGAACGUUACAAACAACUACACGCGAUGGAAGAACUCGAUUCUUAUACUUGUAUUGGUGAUGAAAUGAGAAUGAUAAAUCUGUAUCACCCUGAGACGUCACUGAACUUGCUAGGUCACUGCUAUGAAAUGGAAGGAAACUUUCAAGGGGCAUUACAUUACUACGAAGAGUCAUUGAGCUGGGCCGGUACGAACAAUGCUGCUAACUGGCAUGUGCAGCGUGUGCAGCGUCUUAUAAGUAUUUAAAAAUAUGAUAUAAACAGUUAUCGUGUUCAUGAUAUUAAAAAAAAACUACCGGUACAUGUACACACAUUAUCAGGAUAAAAGGUUUGUGAUGAUUUUUUUGCUAUGUUUCAUGUAUUCAAUCGUAUUCACUAUAAAGAAACACAAUAUAUAUGUUUAUGUAUAUUUAAAAUUAUUAUUACACUUUUAUAAUUUUUCUGAAGAGCAAGAACUAAGUUAUAAAUGGUCUGUACUACAGUUGUUAUUUCAACAGGUGGAUUUAGCGCCCUUCAAGGAAAGUGUUAUUUUGAUAUUGUCAUAUAUGUUCAUGACCCAAUGAAAUUGACAACAAUGUGCUUACAUUAGUUAAUUAGUUGAAAUUAAGUGUUGUAAAAUAGAUUUAUAUCAUAUUAUUAACAAUGAAAAUGUGACAUUUUAAUCACGAUAAUGGAGUUCACUUUAUGGUGACAAAGAUGGUUAUUUUAGAGCUUGAAAGAAAUGAAGACAGUACAAUUCCUUUUUUGUUUGUCCUUAUAUGAUGAUGUACAUUGUUUGGUUAUAUGUUUAAAUAAAUAAAUCUGAACUAUUUUUGCAGCCUUCUGUUACAAUUGAUUAU